This is a messenger RNA of Coprinopsis cinerea okayama7#130, 405 nucleotides long. RefSeq lists its product as hypothetical. The transcript has 2 exons. Lineage: Eukaryota; Fungi; Basidiomycota; Agaricomycetes; Agaricales; Psathyrellaceae. Bases 1 to 405 code for a protein of 134 amino acids. The record is from RefSeq and is a predicted model, not a curated record.
AUGGCUUCGAUGGCCGGCGGGGCCAAUAAUUCUCGCACCACGGCCACGGGAAAGGUCACUUUCAUGAAGAAUAUCCUUCUCGGAAGUCACCUUCCGCCUUUCUCGCGAGGGAUGUUGCGCAACACCCAGUUCUAUUGCCUAACAACCUUGAUACUUGGUAUUCUAUGUGUUGUGUGGUCAAUCGUCCACUAUGAUUCAGCCUACUACGGAUCCCUCUUCACACUUCCCAACGUCGCAGUCAUGAAUAUCAUGGCUUGCCGUGUUUAUAGGAACACCAAACUUGAUGGUGUACAAGGCACCCAGCUUCCCUGUGUUGCUAUGGCCCAGAUCCAAUUCGAGAUCAACCAGAAGAGCUCGGAGUUGACGAUGGAUCUAGAGCACUCCCAGGGCAGGGCGAAGCAUUGA